This is a messenger RNA of Leptopilina boulardi, 2226 nucleotides long. Its product is annotated as aminopeptidase N-like. Gene Ontology annotation, molecular function: metalloaminopeptidase activity; zinc ion binding; peptide binding. NCBI's taxonomy places the organism in Eukaryota, Metazoa, Arthropoda, Insecta, Hymenoptera, Figitidae. Gene Ontology annotation, cellular component: cytoplasm. Bases 134 to 2035 code for a protein of 633 amino acids. The transcript has 8 exons. The record is from RefSeq and is a predicted model, not a curated record. Gene Ontology annotation, biological process: peptide catabolic process; proteolysis.
GUUUACCUAAAACAUUUACUUGAAAUAAUUUGGGUUUAAAAGCAGAGAAUUUGCUAUAAUAAUUUUAAUGUAGUUCCGUCUGGAAAAGACAAUUUCAAUUUAACAGUCUCGACAAAAAUGAAAUUGGUUAAAGAUGAAUAAUUAUUUGAAAAUCUAUUUACUUUUUAUACUCGUUCAAUUGUCUUAUCAAAUUAAGAAGAAAUUGCCCAACAAUGCAAGACCAAGUCACUAUGAACUGAAGUUUUUGCCACCAUUAAAUUCUCAGAUGAAUUCAUUUAUUGGUGAAUCGAAAAUAUUUCUACAAGUUUUUGAAAAAACUGUAAAUUUGACAUUACAUUCAUUCAACUUGGGCCUUAAUGAAAAAAGUACAAAGCUCACACGCAAUGGUGAAGACCUAAAGCCUCAAAAUCAUUUUUUUGAUAAAGAAUCUCAAUUUUUGAUACUUAAUUUUAAAAAUGAAAUCGAGCCGGGAAAUUAUAUUCUUUAUUUAAAAUUCACUGGCGAAUUAGCUGAUGAGGUGGUAGAUUCAAGAUAUUUUGGAUUUUUUCGUCCAAAUUAUAAGAAUAACAUUGUGAUGACAACUCACUUUAAUACACUUCGUGCACGUCAAACUUUUCCAUGUUGGGACGAGCCAGAGAUAAAGGCUACUUUUACCAUUUGGGUGAAACGUUCAUUAAAAAACAAUGCUUAUUCAAAUAUGCCACUUGAAAGAAUGGUCGUCGAGAUAAAUAGCAAUGGAUUCACUUGGGUAGUUUUUAAAAAAUCACCUCUAAUGUCCGCGAAUAAGGUGUGCAUUAUAAUCGCCGAUUUGCAACCUGAAGAACAUAAUGAAGAAAACACAUUAUCAGUGUUAUUUACUGAGGAUUCGAAUAUUAUGUCAAAUCUCACACUUCAGCAUGGAGAGCAAAUAAUAUCUCUAUUUGAAAAACAUAUUGGAAUAAAAUAUGAUAUGCAAAAAAUGCAGCUAUUCGAAAUUCUCGAUAAAAAUGCGAAACCAAUGGGAACUUGUGGUCUAAUCAUGACAAGUGAACAUACUGUACCUACUGGGGAAAAUAUGGAGAAUGAUAAAGAAGUGAAACCAUUUCUAUAUUUGAUAUAUGAAUUAGCACGUCAAUGGUUUGGAUGUUUAAUUUCUGCAGCAACGCCAUCGGACUCUUGGAUCACUGAGGGACUUACUUUCUACAUAAGUCACUUUAUUCUUGGCAAAAUGAAGAAGUUUUCAAAUUACGUGGAAUACAUAAGGUAUCGAUCUUCAAUUUAUGCUUUGUACAUGGACGUAAAUAUAUACAAUGAACCUACUGCUCAAGAAGGUAGUCUUGUCAAUUAUAAUAUCAAAGCUGAAGCAAUAAUGAAUAUGAUAAGUGGUAUAUUGACGGAAGAUGUUUUUUUUACUGUUAUUAAAACACUUUUGGAAUCUUAUAAAUACAAAACAAUAACAACUAACAAUUUUUGGAAUAUCAUUCAUAAAGAAAUGAGAAAUACAAAAUUGGCGAAAAAUAAUUUUAAUAUCAGAACGUAUGUGGAGCCUUAUAUAGUAAAACAAGGAUAUCCCACUAUUUUUGUCAAAAGAGAUUAUGGAUGUAAUACUAUAAGAAUGUCACAAAGAAUUAUAAUUGAAUCAAUAUAUUCUAUUUAUCAAAAAUGGUGGAUACCAAUAAGUAUUGCACAAAGUUCAACUAUUAAUUUUGGAAUGACAUCUCUUAUCAAUUGGAUGAAUCCUCACGAUGAAAAAUUAAUAAUUGAUGGUCUUAAUUAUGAUGACUGGUGGUAUAUCGUCAAUGUAAAAAGCAUUGGUUUGUAUCGAGUGAAUUAUGACGAACGUAAUUGGAAAAGACUAGUGGACUAUUUAAAUUCGGAGAAAUUUGAAAAUAUACAUGUUUUAAAUCGAAUGAAAAUUGUUGACGAUGCUUUGUACUUUAAUAAGACAAAAGAAAUAUCGCCAAACGUUAUCAGGGGCAUAGAACAAUAUAUAUAUUCGAAAAAAGAUAUUGUAGCCGAAAUGAUAAGUCGUGAUUAUUUAGAGUUACUAGAUUAAUAUAUUUUUUUUCUGCUUCUUUUCAAUAACUAAUUCUUAUAUAUAUAAUUACAUACUUAUCAUUAAUAAUUUAUAAAUAAUAAUAAUAAGAGUAAAAUUUAUAUACAAUUUUAUUUUAUAUGACGAUUUAAUGCUAUAAUAAAUAAACGAAAAAUUACAUUGAACAAAAAUAAAUAACUAUAAAUACAUGA